UAAUGCGCGUCCACAUCUUUUAACAGCAGUAUCACAGACUGCUCUAUGAGCCUGCAGACAUGGGCAACUGCAUGGGCUUCAGGAACACCUGCGACCGGCCGAAGAAUACUAACAUCAGGUGGAGUUUACCUGCCGUGUGCUUCGUCUGGCAGCUGUCUAUGAUCAUUCUUUUUGGGGUAUUUGUGCGGUAUAAUGAAGAGUCAGAUACUCGCUGGGUAGACUACAGAAAGGAGAACAAUAUUACAAGUGAUAUCGAGAAUGACUUUUACUUCAGAUAUCCAAGUUUUCAGGAUGUUCAUGUCAUGAUCUUCGUGGGCUUUGGCUUUCUCAUGACCUUCCUGAAGCGCUACAGCUUUGGUGCCGUGGGAUUCAACUUCCUGAUUGCGGCUUUCGGCAUCCAGUGGGCUCUUCUGAUGCAAGGCUGGUUCCAUUCUCUGGACUACACCGACGGAAAGAUCAAGAUCGGUAUAGAAAACUUGAUCAAUGCAGAUUUCUGUGUGGCGGCUUGUCUGAUCGCCUACGGAGGCGUUCUGGGGAAGGUCAGUCCCGUUCAGCUGUUGGUGAUGACGUUGUUUGGCAUCACGCUGUUUGCCAUUGAAGAGUACAUCAUCCUGAACGUCCUCCAUGCCAAAGAUGCUGGCGGAUCCAUGGUGAUCCACACUUUUGGAGCUUAUUAUGGUCUGUCCAUUUCAUGGGUUUUGUAUCGGCCUAAUUUGGAUAAGAGCAAACAUUUGAACGGGUCUGUCUACCACUCGGAUGUGUUUGCCAUGAUUGGCACCCUCUUCCUGUGGAUGUUCUGGCCAAGUUUCAACUCUGCCAUUGCUGAUCAUGGAGACGGUCAGCACAGAGCUGCCAUCAACACAUACCUGGCCUUGGCCUCCACCGUCCUCACUGCAGUCGCUAUAUCCAGUCUGUUUGAGAAAGCAGGGAAACUAGACAUGGUUCACAUCCAGAAUUCCACGCUGGCAGGCGGAGUUGCUGUGGGAACAGCAGCUGAAUUUAUGCUGUCGCCAUACGGUUCUUUGAUUGUGGGUUUCUUCUGUGGCAUCAUAUCCACGCUGGGCUACAUCUAUUUAUCGCCGUUCUUGGAAGAGAAACUGAAGAUUCAGGACACCUGUGGCAUCCAUAACCUGCAUGCUAUGCCAGGAGUCAUUGGAGGAAUUGUGGGUGCCAUCUCAGCUGCUGCUGCCACCAGCACGGUUUAUGGAGAUCUAGGGUUGGAAAAUACAUUUGACUUUACAGGGCCUUUUGCGAAACGUGUACCCACUAUCCAGGGAGGAUAUCAGGCAGCAGGGCUGUGUGUGGCCUUGUGUUUUGGAAUCGGAGGCGGCAUAUUUGUUGGCCUGGUUCUGAAGCUGCCCAUCUGGGGCGAUCCUGCAGACGAAAACUGCUUCGAUGACGAGAUCUACUGGGAGGUUCCUGAGGAUGAAGAAAGUGUUCCUACUAUCCUGGCCUACAACAACCACAUGAUCCCCAACAAACAUGCAGACAUGAGAGAGACCAACUUCGUGGAGCAGCGUUAACGCACGGAAUCAGAUCUGCAGUCAAAACAUCUGCUUUCCUGUUGCUCUCCCUCAAGAUAACAGUACUCGCUACCCGCCAAAAUGACCAACUGAGGGACCUUCCUUUUGCUUUCCAAGAAACACACAUCUACAAUAUUUUGAUGAUACAGAGAAUAAAUUUAUUUCAUGCAGGUUAUAAUGCGAAUAUCUUGAAUAUCUCACUUAAUAUAUUUGCGUAUCAGAGUUAUUAGGUCAGAUCAUUCAGAAUUAUAAAAUGGAAAAAAGAUCAAUUUUUUUUUUUUUUAAAUAAUGGGAUGAUUCCUGAUUAAAGUGACUUCCUGUGAAUGUGUUCAGAAAAAAAUGUGACCAAAAAAACCUCUAAACCUCCAAGCUGUUACAUUUUUAAUGAAUUGAAUUUUACAGGUGUUAAUUUAAGCAUUUGUUACCCAAACAUUAUUUGAUCUUUAUAAUGUAAUUUUGUUUUAUAGGAUUAUAAAUAGUGUGUCUUAAUUUGUUAGGUAAGAAUCCAUGCAUUGUAUCUACCUUUUUUUUUUUUUUUUUUUUUUCCAAAUUCUAUAAUCUUUUAUUUAUAGAUUUUUCCUGAUAAUUUGCAUGCCCAUGUCAAUCAGCAUGCAUGCAUAACAUCUCUAAAUCAAACAUUUGUCAUUUUCUUAAUGCUUUCACAAAUUUGUCCAAACAAUAGCAACAAUGUGCAAUAUCAGUGUGUAAAUAUUCCUACAAUGUGUUUCCUUUCUCUUAUGUAUUUUACACAUUUAAUGUUUUGUCUUUUGUGUGUUAUCUUUACUGUAAGAUUGUUCAAAAGAAAAGAAACUAAUAUUAAAUCUUUGACUACUGUCUAAUUCCAGAUUAAAUUAUUGAAGUGAUUCUUACAUUAGCUUCAUUUGCUCCUUUUUUCUCCGCACAGUUCCACACUCAUUUGUAUAAAUACAUUCGGCUUGGGAAAAAACAA
This is a messenger RNA of Onychostoma macrolepis, 2472 nucleotides long. It is a transcript of the gene rhcgb, whose product is annotated as Rh family, C glycoprotein b. The record is from RefSeq and is a predicted model, not a curated record. The transcript has 11 exons. NCBI's taxonomy places the organism in Eukaryota, Metazoa, Chordata, Actinopteri, Cypriniformes, Cyprinidae. Gene Ontology annotation, molecular function: ammonium channel activity. Gene Ontology annotation, cellular component: plasma membrane. Gene Ontology annotation, biological process: ammonium homeostasis; ammonium transmembrane transport. Bases 60 to 1523 code for a protein of 487 amino acids.